AUGGCUGCUUCAUUCCGGCUGCAAUUGUCGAUCCUGGGAUGGUUACUGAUCGCCUCAACAGUUUACGCUCUAAGCGUUGUCCGGUAUGAGCGUGAGGAUAUGAAGAACCUCGACGAGGAAGCGCAGAUCCUGGCUGACGAAGGACGAGAAAUUGCGGAGCUUAUCGGAGCGAGAAAAUUACAUCAGUCUUCCCUAGCUCAGCAGCUUGAUUUUAAUGAUCAAUUCCGACGUAGACCUAGAGCAACUGCAGGAUCUCCAGCUACCACGCCUAAAGGUAACGAAUGCCGCACACGGGCCGGUGAGAAGGGUCAUUGCACACGCUAUCAAAAUUGCAAGGGACCGGAGUUGAAGGACAGCGUGUGGUCCAUCUUGCAACAUCUCUGCAUUGUGGAGGGCCUCAACGUGGGAGUCUGCUGUCCGGACGUGGUACAGGAAGGUAGUGGACCCGAAUUUUCCGUACGUCUUCCGGCUACUGCUGACUCGUACGACGAUGUCGAAGGGUUGGGUGAUGGACCAACGGCUCGUGACUCGAUCGUAAGACCAGAGGAACGUGGCUGCGGACUUUCCACGAAGCAGCUGUCGAAGAUCUCAGGCGGACGUCCGGCUGACUCUAACGAAUGGCCCUGGAUGGUGGCCCUGGUCAUGUCGCGUGUGUCCUUCUGCGGUGGCGUACUAAUCACGGAUCGACACGUCCUAACGGCAGCCCACUGUGUAAUGAACCUGAAGCUAACCCAGUUCGUUGUACGACUGGGCGAGUAUGACUUCAAGCAGUACAAUGAAACGCGUUACCGGGACUUCCGCGUCGCUGAGAUCCGAUCCCACGCUGACUUCGAUCAGAUCAGCUACGAGCAUGACAUCGCGAUGCUGAAGCUCGUGCAGCCAUCGUUCUUCAACUCGUACAUCUGGCCUAUCUGCAUGCCACCACUCGACGACAGCUGGACCGGGUAUCAGGCUAUCGUGACCGGUUGGGGUACGCAGUUCUUCGGUGGACCACACUCGACUAUCCUAAUGGAGGUGAAGAUUCCGAUCUGGUCCAACCAGGACUGCCAGGAUGUGUACGUGAACCGCAUCUAUAACACCACCCUGUGCGCGGGCGACUACGAAGGUGGCAAGGACUCGUGCCAGGGUGAUAGCGGAGGACCACUUAUGAUUCAGCUGCCGAACCGACGCUGGGCCGUUGUGGGGGUCGUUUCCUGGGGAAUUCGGUGCGGUGAAGCGAACCAUCCUGGGAUCUACACGCGAGUCAGCUCGUACGUACGAUGGAUCAUCGAAAACGCUGUGUUCUAGAGCUGUAAGGUGGUUAUACUGGUAUGACUUCUAUGCUAGGUCUGUAAAAGGGCUAGAGAUAAUCCCUUGUAGCAUUUCGACAUUCAGACCCUUCUAAAAUGUCGAUUGAA
Molecule: messenger RNA, 1397 nt
Organism: Anopheles nili
Lineage: Eukaryota; Metazoa; Arthropoda; Insecta; Diptera; Culicidae
Product: proclotting enzyme-like
Exons: 2
Coding region: 1-1287 (428 amino acids)
Biological process (GO): proteolysis
Molecular function (GO): serine-type endopeptidase activity
Source: RefSeq, a predicted model, not a curated record